UAUUAUAUCUAAUUUUCACCCCAUAUGAGGCAUGCAUGCAUACACUAUUGUCUCAAGAAAAGAUGCAGGGAAGGAAUGUAUUUAAUUUCACGAAACCAGUUUGGAGCUUUGAAAAUUAAACGUUAGAAGUGUUGUAGCUUUGUGUCGACCUCCCCCGCUCCAAGAAUACAGCGUUACUAAAUAGCAUCCUUCCUUGAGCUGUGAGGUUGGAGUUCUACUGAUUUGUGUUUUAAAUUGUAUGUUUCAACCAUCAUAUUGAUAAAAUCACAAUGUCGGUGGCGUUUGCACCCCAUAGACCGCGUGGAAAGGGUGAUAUAACACCAGCAGGAAUUCAAAAGUUACUGGAUGAGAAUAAUCAACUCAUACAAUGCAUAAUGGACUUCCAGAGCAAAGGAAAGACAGCUGAAUGUUCACAGUACCAACAGAUGCUUCACAGAAACCUAGUAUACCUGGCCACGAUAGCAGACUCGAAUCAGAACAUGCAGUCUCUCCUUCCCGCGCCUCCCACCCAAAACAUGCCAAUGCCAGGUGGCAUGAACCAGAGUGGUCCCCCUCCCCAGGCACCGCACGGCCACAACAUGCCCUCAGACGGACCACAAGCCCCACACAUGCAGAACCAGAUGAACGGACAAAUGCCCGGCCCCAACCACAUGCCCAUGCAGGGUCCCGGCCCCAACCAGGCCCCCAACAUGCCCAGCGGCUCGAUGAACAUGCCCCCCAGCAGCCACGGCUCUAUGGGCGGCUACAACCACGCCGUGCCCUCCUCGCAGGGCAUGCCCGCUCAAGGCCAGAUGAACAUGAGCCAAGGCCAGCCCAUGGGGAACUACGGCCCACGGCCCAACAUGAACAUGCAGCCCAACCAAGGUCCCAUGAUGCACCAGCAACCACCGUCCCAGCAGUACAACAUGCCCCCUGGUGGCGGCGGGCAGCACUACCAGGGUCAGCAGAAUCCCAUGGGCAUGAUGGGCCAGGUGAACCAGGGCAACCACGUCAUGAGCCAGAGGCCAAUGCCUCCCUACAGGCCGCCACAGCAAGGGCCUCCUCAACAGUACCCAGGCCAGGAGGAGUAUUACGGAGACCAGUACAGCCACGGCGCCCAGGGAGCCCCUGAAGGCGGUGCUCAGUAUGCCCAGCAGCAGGAGGCGUACCAACAGGGGCCCCCUCAGCAGCAGGGCUACCCGCCACAGCAGCAGUAUCCUGGACAGCAGGGCUACCCCGGCCAGCAGCAAGGCUAUGGUCCAUCUCAAGGCGCCCCUGGACAGUACCCUAACUACCCCCAGGGCCAAGGCCAGCAGUAUGGCGCCUACAGGGCACCCCAGCCAGGCCCUCCCCAGGGUCAGCCACAGCGUCCCUACGGCUAUGAGCAGGGACACAUGAGGAAAUAAUGGACCGGGUAUUUCAACCCCUGACUAGAAUCAGUAAGAAGCAAAGGGUCAGUAUGGGAACUACCAGCAGUGAACACACAGGCAUUGCACUUCCAUGAGCGCUAACUCAUAGCACUCUCCUCUCUGGACCUGUAGAAGGGCUAUUGCUCUCUGAGAACCCCUACCCCUCUCAAACACACACACACACACACACACACACACACACACACACACACACACACACACACACACACACACACACACACACACACACACACACACACACACACACACACACACACUUAGGUUUUUAAGAGGUGGUUUCCCUGGCUUACACAUUUACACAGAUAUACACACUUGCACACAUAGAGAAAUUUACACACUGUUGAAGUGUACCAACAGUGAUUUGUACAGUAAUGUUUUUUUUGUUGUUGUUGUUAAACAGAAGUCAUUUUUAGUCAUGAUGAUGUUACCACUUUUUCUCGUGCGCAUUCUUGGGCCAUCUUCAAGCAGCGAUGCCUUACGUGUUUCAGAGCUGCCUUAUCACCAUAGUUACUGUUUUUUUUUAUUUGGUCGCUCCAAUGUCCGGUUUCAGAUAAGGCCAAGUGCUCACUACACACAGCAUCCCUGUCAGUUCCCAGGUUGUGAUGGGAGCUGAUCUUUUAGGCUCUGCUAUGAGUUAACUCCUGUAUAGUAAGCAAUAAUGUGACAAUGAGAGGCAGGGUCUCGAGAGCUAUGACCUUGCGCCAGGGAAUGUUCAUCUGUGACCAGGUCCGAAAACAAAAUCCUGAUGUGUACAAAUGUAUUUAGGCUUUUUAGAUAGUUGAAGAAUUUGUAAGAGGAAUUGGUAACUAGUUCUGAACUGGCCCUCCUACCCAAAACACACACACACAUACACGUCCCAAGUCACUGUUUGUGUUAGGAUGUGCUUUUUUAAAAAUGUAUUGCAUCCAGUCUCAUCUUGCAUCUGUUUGCUUACCAGUCUCUUUUGAGUUUCAUUAUGCCACCUCCAAAUGCCCACAGCUUAUUUCAGUGGUUCACUAGAGACCCCAGGAUUGAAACCUGAAAUGAAAAAAACCUGUACAUACUCAUUACUCUCGAAAAACCAGCCGGCGUGAACGCAUCCAAAUGUAAGAAGUGAGGACCUGAGUGAUGAUCAGCAUUUUUUUGGGGACAUCGUUGCAGAUCACUGGAAGGAAAUUUAGAAAUUUGCGCUCGUUUUGUAAUUUGGAAAUGUAAAGGACGUAAACACUCCACGAUGGCUAUGGCAAACAUCUGCUCUAAUACUGUUUUAGUGAGUUGGGGAAGGGUUUCCCAGGGUCUCGCUUACAAUUUGUUGUGAAGUCGUAGUUGACAUUGUGGAGCAAUGGAGCUUAAACGCACCAAGACAUUGUGGAAGUAUAAACUUCCAAUUUAUAAAUUCAUUCCAUGAAACAACAUAUCUAUGUGACAGUGGUUCAAUGUCUGGGUUGUAUCUUGAAAUCCUUUAUAUACAGUGUGGCUUUGACAAAAAAGAAAAAAAAACAGUAUUCAACCAGUUCAAGUGAAGUUUUACAGAUUUUUUGGAGUAUGAGUUUUGUAUGUCACCAAGGCCAUGGCGUAUCCUCCGGAUCUGCUUUAGACGUUGUCCUAAAUGAUGAAUUACAGUCAUUUGCAGUGAGAAUCAGUCCCCUGACAGGAGUUCAACAAAAGUGUAGCUCUGUUAUUGUAAGGCUUUGAUUUGGUGUCUGCUUCCUCUGUUAAGGGGUUCAUUGCUGUCUGUGGUUUCGCCACCCUGUAAAGCUGUUCGCCUCUGUAACUGAACAAAACGUCAGAAUAAAUUAUUGUGACUUUUUUCAUAA
Engraulis encrasicolus (European anchovy) is the source of this 3205-nucleotide messenger RNA. It is a transcript of the gene ss18, whose product is annotated as SS18 subunit of BAF chromatin remodeling complex. Bases 270 to 1385 code for a protein of 371 amino acids. Gene Ontology annotation, molecular function: transcription coactivator activity. The transcript has 11 exons. The record is from RefSeq and is a predicted model, not a curated record. NCBI's taxonomy places the organism in Eukaryota, Metazoa, Chordata, Actinopteri, Clupeiformes, Engraulidae.